Molecule: messenger RNA, 1672 nt
Organism: Sardina pilchardus (European sardine)
Lineage: Eukaryota; Metazoa; Chordata; Actinopteri; Clupeiformes; Clupeidae
Gene: sumo3b
Product: small ubiquitin like modifier 3b
Exons: 4
Coding region: 120-404 (94 amino acids)
Biological process (GO): protein sumoylation
Cellular component (GO): nucleus
Molecular function (GO): ubiquitin-like protein ligase binding; protein tag activity
Source: RefSeq, a predicted model, not a curated record
AUCUACCAGAAGCCAAUCAGUCACUCAGCUUUUGCGCGUUCUUGGUGAUAGCAGAGAAGACCCAAAGAGGGAAAACGCGCAAUUUAAUUUCUUUAUUUCAUUCAAUUUGAAAAGACACAAUGUCCGACGAUAAAGGAAAGGAGGGGGUCAAGACGGAAAACGAGCACAUCAACCUCAAAGUGGCCGGCCAGGACGGCUCAGUCGUACAGUUCAAGAUCAAGAGACACACGCCCCUGAGCAAGCUCAUGAAGGCCUACUGCGAGAGACAGGGCCUGUCCCUUCGACAGAUCCGAUUCCGGUUUGACGGACAACCUAUCAACGAGACGGACACACCUGCACAGCUGGACAUGGAGGAUGAGGACACGAUCGACGUCUUUCAGCAGCAGACGGGGGGAAGCUGCUAAAGCCCCCCCCCCCCCUCCCUGCCACCACCCCACCUUCCUCCCACCCACCCCUCACUUGGCUCCUGGACCCUCCACCCGUAUCCCCCUCACCCCACCCCACCCCAACCACACCCCAUCCCGGGCGGCCCGGCUGGCUCUCCUCUCCGGCUCCACCCCCACUGGAGCCGAGGCAGUGCGCUGAGGUCCAGGCCUGGGGGGCUGGAGGGGACCAAUGAGGAUUCACUUCCUCUUCCUCUUCCUGCUUGCUGUCCAAUCAGGAGCUCAGCUCAGAGGUGGAACAGUGCUGAGGGUCUGGCUUUUGGUUUUGGUUCUGGUUCCUCUCCAAAUUUAGUAAUUGCCUAUUAUUAUAAGAAUUAUUAUUAUUGUUAUUAUAUAUUUUUAUUGUUUAUUUUUUGUAAUCAUCUGUCUGUGGAAUUCUUUUGGAGGGGGAGGAUGGGUGGAGCUUGUGGGAGUAAAGACAUGUUUUUAAAACAGUUACCAUAGAACAUCCAACACACACACACACACACACACACACACACACGCACAUGCACAUGCACACACAUGCACACAUACAUUCCGCUCCUCAGCUGUGCCAUGCUGAGACACACACACACACACACACACACACCUGUCUGUCUUUUUGACUUGACAGCAGGUGAGCUGCCGGUGGCCCCUAAUCACAUGACCUCAGUUGUAACCCAAAACCAACAGGAAAUGAAACAAAAUCAUUGUUCCUUCUUUUUAUCUCCUUUUAUUUGUGUUUUUUUUUUUUUUUUUGAGCGCAGCGGUUCGCUGUUGUGUGUGUCUGUCCUCUCGGCGCCCCAGAGUUUUAAUCGGAACGUUUCUGCAGCCGCUGCCUCCUUCGCCCUCUCCGCGCUCCAUCCAGACCUGAUGGGCCGAGCUCAGAGUUGCUCCUCUCAUUGGCCUGAUUCCCUGGGCAGUUCCACAGCAGUUAAAUGGACCAACCAGUCAUGACUCUGGCCAGAGGUGUACAGAUGUUUCCCUUAUUUCUCAGAGAAUGUUAUGGUAUAUCUCUUCCUCUCUUUACCUCUCUCUCUCUCUUUCUCUCUUUCUCUCUCUCUCUCUCUCUCUCUCUCUCUCUCUCUCUCUCUCUCUCUGCUGGGUGGACACCAUGUGUAAGACUCCUCUUUUCUUCCCUUCCUCUAGUACCAGAGAGAGAGGGCGGUGUAUCAAAGCAAAGGUUUCUUUUUUUCUGUAUUCUACUUCUCAGCUGAUUUUCAGUUUGUCCUUUACUACUGUAUACAAUAAAUAUAGUUUGGUACUCA